AUGGAGGUGCAGGUAGGGCUAGGGAGGGUCUACCCUCGGCCGCCGUCCAAGACCUAUCGAGGAGCUUUCCAGAACCUGUUCCAGAGCGUGCGAGAAGUGAUCCAGAACCCGGGCCCCAGGCACCCUGAGGCCACGAGCACAGCACCUCCCAGCGCCCGUUUGCAGCAGCAGCAGCAGCAGCAGCAGCAGCAGCAGCAGCAGCAGGAGACCCAUUCUCGGCGGCGGCAGCAGCCUGAGGAUGGCUCUCCCCAAGCCCAGAGCAGAGGCUCCACCGGCUACCUGGCCCUGGACAAGGAACAACAGCCUUCACGACAGCAGUCAGCCCCCAAGGGCCAUCCGGAGAGUGGCUGCGUUCCAGAGCCUGGAGCUGCUUCAGCCAUCGGCAAGGGGCUGCAGCAGCAUCCAGCACCACCGGACCAUGAUGACUCAGCUGCCCCAUCCACGUUGUCCUUGCUGGGCCCCACUUUCCCGGGCUUAAGUAGCUGUUCCACCGAUAUUAAAGACAUCCUGAGCGAGGCCUGCACCAUGCAACUCCUUCAGCAACAGCCGCAGCAGCAGCGGCCUCAGCAGCAGCAGCAGCAGGAGGUAGUAUCUGAAGGCGGCAGCAGUGGGAGAGCAAGGGAGGCCGCUGGUGCCCCCACUUCCUCCAAGGACAGUUAUCUAGGAGGCAGUUCAACCAUCUCAGACAGCGCCAAGGAGUUGUGUAAGGCAGUGUCAGUGUCCAUGGGCUUGGGUGUGGAGGCAUUGGAACAUCUGAGUCCUGGGGAGCAGCUUCGGGGGGAUUGCAUGUAUGCCCAGCUCCUGGUAGGUCCAUCCGCUGUGUGUCCUUGCGCCCCGCUGGCGGAAUGCAAAGGUUCUGUGCUGGAUGACGGCCAGGGCAAGGGCACCGAGGAAACUGCUGAGUAUUCCCCUUUCAAGGCAGGUUAUGCCAAAGGGUUGGAUGGCGACAGCCUGGGCUGUUCUGGCAGCAGUGAGGCAGGGGGCUCCGGAACACUUGAGAUGCCCUCCACCCUAUCUCUCUACAAGUUUGGAGCACUAGAUGAAGCGGCAGCUUAUCAGAGUCGCGACUACUACAACUUUCAGCUCUCCCUGACCGGGCCACCGCCCCCUCCAUCCCCUUCCCAUCCUCACGCCCGAAUCAAGCUGGAAAACCCUCUGGACUAUAGCAGCACCUGGGCAGACACAGCUGCACAAUGCCGCUAUGGGGACCUGGCGAGCCUUCAAGGUGGAGGUGCAACGGGACCCGGCUCAGGCUCACCGUCAGCCACUGCCUCCUCUUCCUGGCAUACUUUCUUCACAGCAGAAGAAAGCCAGCUGUAUGGGCCCUGUGGUGAGAGUGGAGGCGGCAGCACAGGCGAGUCAGGGUCUGUGGCCCCCUAUAGCUACACUAGGCCACCUCAGGGGUUGACAAGCCAAGAAGGUGACUUCCCUCCACCUGAUGUAUGGUAUCCUGGCGGUGUUGUGAGCAGAAUGCCCUAUCCAAGUCCCAGUUGUGUCAAAAGCGAGAUGGGCCCUUGGAUGGAGAGCUACUCGGGACCCUAUGGGGACAUGCGUUUGGAGACUGCCAGGGACCAUGUCCUACCCAUUGACUAUUACUUUCCACCCCAGAAGACCUGCCUGAUCUGCGGUGAUGAAGCUUCAGGCUGUCACUAUGGAGCUGUCACUUGUGGAAGCUGCAAAGUGUUCUUUAAAAGAGCUGCUGAAGGGAAACAGAAGUACCUGUGUGCCAGUAGAAAUGAUUGCACCAUCGAUAAAUUCCGAAGGAAAAAUUGUCCAUCUUGUCGCCUACGGAAAUGCUAUGAGGCAGGGAUGACUCUGGGAGCCCGGAAGCUGAAGAAACUUGGUAAUCUGAAACUACAGGAGGAAGGGGAGGCUUCCAAUGCCACCAGCCCCACUGAGGAGCCAACCCAGAAGCUGACAGUGUCACACAUUGAAGGCUAUGAGUGUCAGCCCAUCUUUCUGAAUGUUCUGGAAGCCAUUGAGCCAGGCGUGGUGUGUGCUGGACAUGACAACAACCAGCCCGACUCCUUUGCAGCCUUGCUCUCUAGCCUUAAUGAAUUGGGUGAAAGACAACUUGUACAUGUGGUCAAGUGGGCCAAGGCCUUGCCUGCUUGUAACAGAGAGAAGAGAAGAGAAGAGAAGAGAAGAGAAGAGAAGAGAAGAGAAGAGAAGAGAAGAGAAGAGAAGAGAAGAGAAGAGAAGAGAAAAAGGGGAGAUGGGGAAAGCAGGCAAGGACAAACCAAGCAGAACAUGUCUAGAUAGUGCAUACUUCAGACCUUGGCCUAUGGCUACCAAAAGCUCAUGAACUUGGUAGUUCUAAUUAGCAGUAGAGUGGGAAAAGCCCUGGAAAGAAAUAGAGCACCUAGAUUCUAGUCCCAAUUCAGCCACACAUAGACUAUAUGACUUUGGGGAAGUCCAUUAACUUCUAUAGCCCUCAAAUUCUUUGUUAGCAAAAUGAGUGUCACAUUUUCUGCUCUCUAGGGUUAUUGUGAGAGUUAAAGGAGGUCAUCAACAGGAAACUUAGAAACUGUAUCUAAAUUAAUGGAAGCAUUCCUAAUGAGGCAUAGAAAAACAAAAUUUCUAAUAAUUCUGUAUCUUCUGGGGAAAAGAGAAUUGAGAUACUGGUAUGAGAUGAGCUCUGAGGUGAUUCUCUAAGCAUCCAACUAUCUGGAAACCUCAAGAAGAAUAUAGAUACAUUUGAUCUCUCUGUGUGGUAUUGUGGAAGUAGCAUCUAGCACCUUUGGUUCUCUGAGAUUAAGGGAGACAAUUUGAAGAGCAUCUGAUUACAAUUAUAUAAAAUGAAAAAAAUGGAA
Messenger RNA from Suricata suricatta (meerkat), 2813 nucleotides. It is a transcript of the gene AR, whose product is annotated as androgen receptor. The record is from RefSeq and is a predicted model, not a curated record. Gene Ontology annotation, molecular function: zinc ion binding; nuclear receptor activity; sequence-specific DNA binding. Gene Ontology annotation, biological process: regulation of DNA-templated transcription; male gonad development; androgen receptor signaling pathway. The transcript has 5 exons. Bases 1 to 2262 code for a protein of 753 amino acids. Gene Ontology annotation, cellular component: nucleus. Lineage: Eukaryota; Metazoa; Chordata; Mammalia; Carnivora; Herpestidae.